UAUGACGUAGAGGUGUUGGGUGAAGCCGCUGCCCCGAAACUAUUUGAUGACAAGGACAAAGGACUGUGCUUCAAGUUCAAGUGGGCGGAUGUCCGUCAAUAUGUCGACACCGACGAGCCGCAGCCCGGGGAAAUUUGGGGUCAAGCCAAGAUUGGUUGUGUAAGGGUCAACCUCGGAAUCCGAAGAGGCGAGCACUACCUGUGCCAGACCGACCGCUUGCUUGAAUUGAGCCAGCAACUUCGAGUCCACUCCGACAUCAUCACCAAGGAAAGCGACAAGUACGUCCUCGAGUUGCGUAACGCCAUCGCCGAGGCUGGUUAUGUGGCCGACCUCACCUCGAUAUCAAAGGCUGUCGCCCAGUUGGACUUGAUCUGUUCCCACGCCGAAUUAACAACCACCCAUGGAUAUGUUCGCCCAAAGCUCGGCAAGGAACUCGCUUUGAUCAAAGCCCGUCACCCCAUCAUGGAAGCCAGAAGAGGUUUCGUUCCCAACGACGUGUUCUCUGGCGAUGACACCAAGUUCGUGGUAGUGACCGGUACAAACAUGGGCGGCAAGACGACAUACAUCAAGACAAUUGCCCUCAUGCAGAUUCUCGCUCAGAUCGGCUGUUUCGUUCCAGCAGAGAGGGCAGCUGUUCCAAUUUGCGACCGAAUCUUUGUCCGGUCUGCAACCAACGACAAUGCCGCAGGCAAUGCCGGUACAUUUGCGGUAGAGAUGGACGAAAUGUCUGUCAUUUUGCACUUGGUGAUCAUUGAUGAACUUGGUCGAGGAACCUCCACCGCCGAGGGUCUAGGACUCGCCGCCGCCAUGGCAGAAGAGCUCGUAAAGAAGAAGUCUCGUGUCUUUUUCGCAACCCAUUUCCUCGACCUGGGCAAAAUGUUGAAUGCCUGGUAUCCAUCACAAGUUCUUAACGUCCACAUGACCAGCCAUGGUUCUGUCGAGGACGGCCACGCCACGAUUUCCCUCCCCCACACCGUCGUCGCCGGCCCGGUGAACAAUUGGGAUUACGGCCUGGAGCUCGCCAGUCGCUACUUCCCAGCAAGCCUCAUCGAGAGUGCCAGAAACUGGUCAAAAUAUCACCAAGAGCAAGCAGAGCUUAGCCGCAAAAAGAGGACGUCAGCCGAGAUGAAGAGCGCAGCGGAGGUCGCCCUUAUGCAUCAUAUGGAGCAGGCGCUGUCUUCGCAGAUGAGUAACAUGGAGUUGGCGGAGAGAUUGGAGGUGAUGACCGAUCAGUACAAGGCCUUGGAAGAGAGAGGUGAGGUGUCGAAUGAGGGCGGUGAGGCGUCGAAUGAUAAUGCCGAGGCCUAA
Podospora anserina S mat+ is the source of this 1308-nucleotide messenger RNA. RefSeq lists its product as uncharacterized. The transcript is spliced from 3 exons. Lineage: Eukaryota; Fungi; Ascomycota; Sordariomycetes; Sordariales; Podosporaceae. Gene Ontology annotation, cellular component: nucleus. The record is from RefSeq and is a predicted model, not a curated record. Gene Ontology annotation, molecular function: ATP-dependent DNA damage sensor activity; mismatched DNA binding; ATP binding. Gene Ontology annotation, biological process: mismatch repair; reciprocal meiotic recombination. The annotation marks the transcript as partial.